Molecule: messenger RNA, 1455 nt
Organism: Erythranthe guttata (spotted monkey flower)
Lineage: Eukaryota; Viridiplantae; Streptophyta; Magnoliopsida; Lamiales; Phrymaceae
Product: purple acid phosphatase 5
Molecular function (GO): metal ion binding; acid phosphatase activity
Source: RefSeq, a predicted model, not a curated record
CUCUUCAGUAAUCAUGAAAUUAAAUUUAAUUACUCCAACGUUGUUCAUAAUAAUCACUUGUUUAUGUCUGCUGCAAUUUUCUCAAACCUGUAACGCACGUGUCACAAGUACCUAUGUCAGAAAACCACGUGCUUCAAUUGAUAUCCCAGUUGAAUAUUUUACUCCUCCACCAGGCUUCAAUGCCCCUGAGCAGGUUCACAUAACACAGGGAGAUCACGUGGGAAGAGGCAUGAUUAUCACGUGGGUGACACCUGUCCACCCAACCCCCAAUGUGGUCACCUAUUGGGAAGCAAAUUGCAGACACGGCCACAAGCACAAAUCCCGCGCCACUACGACGUCGUAUCGAUAUUAUAACUACACUUCCGGUUAUAUUCACCAUGCCACUCUUAGAAAACUUAAGUUUGAUACAAAGUACAUUUACGAAGUCGGAAAGCACAACGCUACGCGUAGAUUUUCGUUCACGACUCCGCCUCAAGUAGGACCCGAUGUCCCGUAUACCUUCGGUGUUAUCGGUGAUUUGGGACAAACGUACGAUUCGAAUCAAACGUUCGAGCAUUACGUGUCGAAUCCAAAAGGGCAAGCCAUGCUAUACGUGGGAGAUCUUUCGUAUGCAGACAAUCAUCCUUUCCAUAACAACGUAAAGUGGGAUACGUGGGGCCGGUUCGUAGAGAAGAGCACGGCUUAUCAGCCUUGGAUUUGGACAGCUGGCAACCACGAAAUCGACUUUGCACCCGAGAUUGGUGAAAACACUCCAUUUAGGCCGUACUUGCAUAGGUACCAUGUCCCAUAUAAGGCAUCGCAAAGCACAUCUCCUCUUUGGUACUCGAUCAAGCGCGCAUCGACUUACAUAAUAGUCCUCUCGUCUUAUUCAGCUUACGGUAAAUACACUCCUCAAUACAAUUGGCUAGAACAAGAACUCCCGAAAAUUAACCGGGCAGAAACUCCGUGGGUGAUAGUUUUGCUUCACUCACCAUGGUACAACACCAAUAGCUACCACUACAUGGAAGGCGAAAGCAUGCGCGUUAUGUUCGAACCAUGGUUCGUCCAGCACAAAGUCGAUCUCGUUUUCUCCGGACAUGUUCAUUCUUACGAGCGCUCGAAACGAGUUUCGAAUGUCCGUUACAACAUAACAAACGCGCUAAGCACGCCGGUCGAAGACACUUCCGCUCCGGUAUACAUAACUAUAGGCGAUGGUGGAAAUAUCGAAGGGCUCGCUAAUAGCUUUACGGAGCCGCAGCCGAAUUACUCGGCAUUUAGGGAAGCUAGCUUUGGGCAUGCGAUUCUUGAAAUAAAGAACAGGACGCACGCGUUUUACACGUGGCAUCGUAAUCAAGACAGCGAACCCGUUGCAGCUGAUUCUACUUGGUUUUAUAAUAGAUUUUGGUACCCAUAUGAAGAGCCCACCUCCAUGGUUUAAACAUGGAAUUUUUUUUUUCUUAAUUUCUUUAGGGUCUG